Molecule: messenger RNA, 1346 nt
Organism: Onychostruthus taczanowskii (white-rumped snowfinch)
Lineage: Eukaryota; Metazoa; Chordata; Aves; Passeriformes; Passeridae
Gene: MED11
Product: mediator complex subunit 11
Exons: 3
Coding region: 611-940 (109 amino acids)
Source: RefSeq, a predicted model, not a curated record
GGAGUGGCCAGGAGAAAAAACUCUAGAUAAGGUAAUUAGGGGCGUGGCCUGGAGGAAAUGGGUCUAAAAAGGUAAUGAGGGGCGUGGUCUGUGGAAAAUCAGGCCUAAAAAGGAUAAUGAGGGGCGUGGCUUGAAUAAAACCGCUAUAAGAGACAGUGAGGGGCGUGGUCUGAAUAAAUCAGGUCUAUAAACGGCAAUUUUGGGCGUGGCCUAGAGAGGGUCUCUCUAAAACGGAAUAAAAUGCCUCCUGAAUCCCUCCCCCUGAUCCAGUUGCCCUCCCUCAUCCGGAGCUGAGUCUGAGGGGCAUCGAGGACGCCGUGGGGGCUUUGCGGUGCAGAAACCCUGGUGAGGGAGCUGGGAGUGAUUUUGAGGCGAUUCCGGACGGUUUUGGAGCGGAUUUUGGGCGAUUUUGUGAUGCAUAACCACCUUGGAGGACCCAGAACCAGCGAGAUGACGCAGAGCGGCCGCUGGAGGGGGCGGUGCCAACCACUGAGUUCCGCCCAGAGCGGCGCCAAGCGGGCGCUUCCUCUCACGUGAUCGAAACCCCGCGCUGCCAUUGGUGAAGAGAACCGGAAGAGGACGGAGAGGAGGCGGAAGCGGCGCGGGCGGCAUGGCGGGGUUCGGCGUGGCCAACGAGCGGCUGCGGGCGCUGGAGGAGCUGGAGCGCGAAAUCGGCGCCUCCUUGCAGAGCGCAGGUGUACUUGAGCCUCUCAGGUGUGUCUCACCUGCACAGGUGGGAUUUGGGUUUGUUUGGACCCCCCCAGGUGUACCUGAGCCUCUCAGGUGUGUCUCACCUGCGCAGGUGGCCACGGGGCAGCCCCACGAGGGCUCGAGCUACGCGGCGCGCAAGAGCUGCCAGCUGGCGCUGAACCGCCUGGACUACGCCCGGCGGCGCCUGGCCGAGCUGGCCCGCGCCUGCGAGCUCAUGCUGGAGCAGUGACACACCUGGGCACACCUGGGCACACCUGGGCACACCUGGGCACACCUGGGGAGAUCGCCGGGACAGCGUGGGACAGAGCUGGAAACACCUUGGGACAGAAAAAUGGGGGAAAAUGGGAUUUUAUUGGGGUUUGGCAGCACUGAGAGACUUUGGGCACACCUGAACACACCUGGGCACACCUGGGCACACCUGGGGAGAUCGCCGCAACAGCGUGGGACACACCUGGAACGGCCUCGGGACGGAAAAAUGGGGGAAAAUGGGAUUUUAUUGGGAAUUUAUUGUGGUGGGACAGCGCUGAGAGACUCUGGGCACACCUGGGCACACCUGGACACACCUGGGCACACCUGGGCACACCUGGGGAGAUCGCCGCGACAGCGUGGGACGGAGCUGGAACGGCCUCGGGACG